CAUAAAUAUGUAGCAACCACAGAACUGACACUUACUAGCAGUUUCCACUCACUACCAGGAAGCUGACUUACCGUAUACGACCUCUCCCCUUCACGCUACUGCAGGGUGGGAGAUGCAACAAUGGUCUUGAGAACAGCAGGAAGUGUGUUGGUGGUCUUUCUCUGGUCUGUAGCAGUGGUACUCGGGCAGUAUGGAUGGAGUGUGACCUACACCAAGAAUAGUAUCUGUGCCUUGAAGGGGUCAACAGUGGAGCUGUCCUGUUCUUACACAUAUCCCAGAGGUCAUAGAGUCAGAACAAUUGGAUGGUCUUAUUGGAAUAGUGAUGCGGGUCGAUUUGUUGAAAUCCAAUCUAAUAAUGAGGGUCGUGUGGAGUACCGUCAGACAACAGAGAAGGACUCUACCCUGAGAAUCACAGACCUGAGACAGAGUGACAAAGAUACAUAUUACUUCAGAUAUAAAACAGACAAGUCCGAUUGGAAAACUGCCCAACGUGGAGUCACUCUCUCUGUCACUGAACUGCAGGUGGAGGUGACAGGACAAUGGAAUGUGAAAACACUGACCUGUAGAACCAGCUGCAGCCUGCCUGGUAAUCCCACCUACGUCUGGUACAAGAACAGACAAUAUCUAGAUGAGAGGACUUCCUCUAUAUACUCUAGAUAUGUCUACAUUGAGAAUGCAGGCAGCUACUCCUGUGCUGUAAAAGGCCAUGAGGAUCUCCACUCUCCUGCAGUCUGUGUUCAUAAUUCAAACUGCUGGAGUGUGACUUACACCAAGAGGAGAAUCUGUGUCUUGAAGGGCUCCACAGUGGAAAUAUCCUGCUCUUACACUCAUCCCACUAGUUAUAUAGAACAAGGUUCAUUCUGGUUUACACAGAAAGACCCUGUAGAUGUCAGUUCAUAUCCAGAGUCUGCAGGUCGUGUGCAGUACAAUAGGAACACAGAGAACCACCACACCAUGACAAUAACACACCUGACAGAGAAGGACUCGGCUGAAUACAUAUUCAGAUUAAUAACAUACAAGGGGAGAUUUUCUGGCCUUCCUGGUGUGAUGUUGACUGUCACAGAUAUCCUGUUGGAGAUGGAUCCUACGUCUGUGUCAGAGGGGGAGAGAGUCACGCUGAGAUGUAGAACCCAAUGUGCAGUCGCUCUGAACCCCACCUGCAUCUGGUACAAGAACGGACAACGUCUGACCAACCCAGUCACCAGUUAUAACAGCCUGAUCCUAGACCCAGUCACCAGUUAUAACAGCCUAAUCCUAGAACCAAUCAGCAGUGAGGAUGCAGGGAACUACUCCUGUGCUGUAGAAGGUUUUGAGAGAAUCCUCUCUCCAGAAGAGACUCUCACUGUCAGAUAUGGCCCAAAGACCACCUCAGUGUCAGUCAGUCCCUCUGGUGAAAUAGUGGAGGGCAGUUCAGUGACUCUGACCUGCAACAGUGAUGCCAACCCACCUGUGGACAAAUACACCUGGUACAAGAAGAAUGGAGGUCACAAUCAGAGUAUCUCCAAUCAGAACACAGGACCACAUCAUACCUUCAACCAAGUCAAGUCAUCUGAUACUGGGGAGUACUACUGCGAGGCCCAGAAUGAGUUGGGGACAGACAGGCCUGAGUCUAUCAACAUGGAUGUGAAAUACGGCCCAAAGAACACCUCAGUGUCAGUCAGUCCCUCUGGUGAAAUAGUGGAGGGCAGUUCAGUGACUCUGACCUGCAGCAGUGAUGCCAACCCACCUGUGGACAAAUACACCUGGUACAAGACGAACAUAGCCUCAGCAAAAGCAUCAGGACAGAGUUACAGCAUCACUAACAUCAUCUCUGAGGACAGAGGAGAAUAUUACUGUGAGGCCCAGAAUAGAAGAGGAUCUAUGAACUCUACAGCUCAGAUGAUCAUUGUAGCAGUGAAACAAACCUCAGUUCUGACUGCAGCUGUAGGGAUCACAGUGGUUGUUCUGGUUCUCAUCCUCUGUCUCUCUGGACUCAUGUGGUUCAGGAAGAAGGCCUCCAAACCCACCUCCAACACAGGAGACACAUCAGAAAAUGAACAGGGAGACUCUAGUCCAGUGUAUGACAACAUCUCAGGCAUGGCCAUGACCUCUACUGCAGCACAGACAGUGGCCACAGAUGACCAGGAUGACGUUCACUACGCCAGCGUCCACUUCCAGGAAGUCCUUCUGUACUCGACCAUCCAACCGUCUCAAGCCCAGGAACAGGACGAGGAUAUCCAGUACGCUACUCUGAAAUUAAACCUCCUGAGUGAUGCCACCUGCCCCACAGCAGCAGACCCUGGUGCUGCUGAGGAGGACUACUUUGUUCUCUACAGCACAGUCAACAAAUCCAGAACCAAGAAGACCUGAACAGAACAAACCCAGAACCAAGAAGACCUGAACACAACAAACCCAGAACCAAGAA
Messenger RNA from Oncorhynchus gorbuscha (pink salmon), 2404 nucleotides. RefSeq names its product B-cell receptor CD22-like. Lineage: Eukaryota; Metazoa; Chordata; Actinopteri; Salmoniformes; Salmonidae. The coding region runs from base 121 to 2349 and encodes 742 amino acids. Gene Ontology annotation, cellular component: membrane. The transcript is spliced from 12 exons. The record is from RefSeq and is a predicted model, not a curated record. Gene Ontology annotation, biological process: cell-cell adhesion.